CACGUUAUCACCGCGGGUCUUUGAAUCACUCACACACAUCGACCAAUCACAAAACAAAGAGAGAUUUCCGUCCAAUCACACUUCACCCGGGCAACACCACUUCCCGGUUGAGUUCCCAUGCUUGUUGUGUGCCUUCCACAGUGCCAGCACGUUUCUCUCGUAAUUCAGCAGUAAAUCACCUCAUGGCCAAAGAAAAAUCUUUGAAACUGGGAUCAAACCCUCCUAAAAGGAAAAAGUUGGGUUCAGAUGCCGGCGGAGUUCAUGCAGAAGAAACAAUGGGUGCUGAAGUAAAAAAGAAAAGGAAGAAGAUGCAAGUAGAGGAGGUUCCAGUGCAGAUUCCUCAACAGACAAAUACAGCACAUGAUAAAAAACAGAAAAGGGAGAAGAAACGCAAAAAGAAUCAAGUGACAGAGCAAACACAGACCAAACAAAACAAGAUUUCAGAUCCACCCAGUCGCCCUGAGGGGACACACGAGGGAGAGGAAGACUUGAGUCCCGAGGAGAAGCGGGUCCUGGAGAGGAAGAUGAAGAAGAUCCUGAAAAAGGAAGAGAAGAAGAGGCUUAAAGCUGAGGGAGAGACCUUGAAGAAAACAGAAGCAUCUGGACCCACCGCACCUCAGCAGGCCUUAGAUUACCUCACCUGCUGGGCUGAGAACCGUGCAGAGUGGAAGUUCCAGAAGACCAGGCAGACAUGGCUACUGCAGCACAUGUUCAACUCUGAAAAGAUUCCAGAUGAGAAGUUCUCCGUGCUGCUCGAGUACCUGGAGGGGCUCCGUGGAAGGGCUAAGGACACUACAGUGCAGAAGGCCUUAGCUCUGGUUGAAGAGUCAGGGAACGCACCAGAGGAAGUGGAUGUCCAGCAGAGGGCGCACAGAGCCAGAGAAGUUAUCCAGCUGCUUUCCUGACCCACCACUACUACAGGAAGACAUCACAUCCACCAGG
Messenger RNA from Lates calcarifer (barramundi perch), 942 nucleotides. RefSeq lists its product as uncharacterized. The transcript has 6 exons. The coding region runs from base 183 to 905 and encodes 240 amino acids. The record is from RefSeq and is a predicted model, not a curated record. NCBI's taxonomy places the organism in Eukaryota, Metazoa, Chordata, Actinopteri, Centropomidae.